GGAUGGCAACGGUCGGCUAGCCGUUUUGUAUUUGAGAAUAAAUCUCAUAACAGAAUGGUAUCUUGGAGUGGUAUCAAGUUUAUUCAUAGAUAAUAAUGGUUAUGAUGUUUUAAAAGGCCUUGCGAAUUUAGUUGAUCCCACAAUUGGAACUGAAAAUGGUGGGCAUGUUUUUAAUGGUCCCUGUCAUCCAUAUGGACUUGUCAAAGUAGGAGUCGAUACAAAUAAUAAGCAUGAUUUCCAUGCAGGAUAUACGGUUAAUGGUAGAAUAAUGGGUAUUACUCAUCUACAUGUUAGCGGAACUGGAGGCGAACCAAAGUACGGAGUUAUCAGCCAAUAUCCUGUCGUAAUACCUUUAGAUGAAUUGAAUCUUAAUUAUUAUAGCUCGGCUCGGUCAUUUGAAGAGUUCGAACUCGGCUAUGCUAAAUUUGGCCUUGAAAGUUAUAAUGUCAUGAUUGAAUUAACCGCUGGCCGACGUACUGGUCUUCAUAGAUACACAUUCCCCCCUUCUGACCAUGCUCAUGUCAUCAUUGAUUUGGCUCAUAUUCUAACUCAAGGUUACGGUUCCCGUUGGAUAAAUGGUGCGAUAUAUUCUGUUUCUCAUAACCAAGUUAAAGGUAUAGGUCAAUAUACUGGUGGUUGGAACAAUGGUGGUCCCUAUAAAGUCUAUUUCUGCUCUCAAUUUGACACAAAUGCUACUGGAUUUGCAACAUUCUGGGAUGGUUCCAUUACUAAUGGUUCGACACAUCAAGUUGGUGGCAAUGAUUUCUCGUUAGGUGCAAUCCUAACUUUCGAUACGUAUGAAAACCCUGUGAUUCAAUCUAGAGUCGGCAUAUCUUUUAUUUCUGCCGAUCAGGCUUGCAAGAGUGCUGAAACGGAAGUACCAGAUUUUGAUUUUAAUGCUACGCAACAAAGUGUUGUAGAUGCAUGGGAAAGAGAAUUAUCUAGAAUUAGAGUUGAUGGCGGAUCAACCGAUUUGCAAAAGAUCUUUUAUUCUAGUUUAUAUAGAACUAUGAUUAUGCCAAAACGGGCUAUUGACAUAGUUCGAUCUCUUAUCGAUAUAUAUCAACAUGUGGGAUAUAUGCCUGAUGGACGGAGUGGAAUGUAUAAUGGUAUAACACAGGGUGGUUCAAACGCUGACAUGUUGGUGGCAGAAUUAUAUCUCAAAAAAUUAGGAAUGUAUUCUAUUGAUUGGAAACUUGCAUACGAGGCACUAUUGAAAGAUGCAGAGGUUGAUCCAUGGGAGCAAGGUCUUUAUGAGGGAAGGCUCUUUCUUACGAAUUAUAAAGAACUUGGUUAUAUUCCUUCUCCAGUUCAUCGAAGAACUGCUUAUGCUAUUAAUCCAUGCAGCAAAACUUUGGAAUAUUCAGCCAAUGAUUAUUCAAUUGCUCUUAUGGCUAAAGCAAUGAAAAAGUAUGAUGAUUAUAUUAAAUACAAAAAAAGGGCCAGAAAUUGGGAAAAUUUAUGGUAUUCCAACAAGACACAUAGAGGUGUUAAGGGAUUUAUCUUACCCAGAUUUCUGGAUGGUACUUUCGAUACUGAAUGGGAAGUUUUGUAUAAAAAUGGUGGUGAAACUCCAUUUUAUGAGGGCACUUCUUGGGAAUAUAGCCUAGAUGUACCGCAUGUAGAUGUCAAAGGGUUAAUCUCUUUAUCAGGUGGUCCGGAUGCUUUCGAAAAACGUCUUGACAAAACCUUUUCAUCCGGUUAUUUAUCUUCAUUUUACAAUAUCGGUAAUGAACCUUCAUUUUUCCAUGCUUGUUUAUACCAUUUUAUUGGCAAACAGUAUAAAUCAGUUAAUAUCAUAAGAGAUAUCUUAAGAACACAUUUUAGUAGCGACAGAGGUGGCAUUCCGGGAAAUGAUGAUUCAGGUGCCAUGGGUAGUUGGUUUGUCUUCCAUGCUAUGGGAAUAUUUCCGCUCGCUGGCCAAGAUAUUUAUCUCAUAAAUUCCCCACAUUUCGAACAAACAACAAUUAUUUUAUCAAUAUCUCCUACAAUAACCUUUACUAUCAUAGCGAAUAAUUUAUCAAAUGAUAAUAGAUAUGUACAAUCAGCAAAAAUUAAUGGCGUGGAGUGGCAUAAAACUUGGUUUAGGCAUAGUGAUAUCGCCAACGGUGCCGUUUUAGAAUUAGAAAUGGACAACAGAGUUAGUAAAACUUGGGGUAUUGUUGAUGCGAAUGGAAAUCCUGUGCCAUAUCCACCUAGUUUAAGUGAUAAUAUAGAAUAA
Molecule: messenger RNA, 2221 nt
Organism: Cetraspora pellucida
Lineage: Eukaryota; Fungi; Glomeromycota; Glomeromycetes; Diversisporales; Gigasporaceae
Source: the annotation of a GenBank genome assembly